AAUGUGCCACAGACUUCACUUAACUUCACAACCCGAGCCGAGCUGACCUGCUCCCAACAACUUCAACUCUUCUGCUUCUGUUCAGUUCCUAGCGGCUCAAACAAGACCUCAUCAUGGUGUCAAUGGGACGACAGAUGCUGGGCUUUGCCCUGGCGAUCAUCGGCUUCCUGGGGACCAUCAUUGUGUGUGCCCUGCCUAUGUGGAAAGUCACAGCCUUCAUUGGAGCCAAUAUUGUGACAGCGCAGGUCAUCUGGGAAGGCUUGUGGAUGAACUGUGUGAUGCAGAGCACAGGCCAGAUGCAGUGCAAGAUCUAUGAUUCCCUGCUGGCUCUACCUCAGGACCUUCAGGCUGCCAGGGCUCUUGUGGUCAUCGCCAUCAUCGUUGCUGCCUUUGGGAUCCUCCUUGGCAUUGCCGGAGGCAAGUGCACCAACUUUGUGGAGGAUACAACUGCCAAAGCCAAGGUAGCCAUCGCUGCUGGAAUCGUCUUCAUUUGUGCCGGUGUGCUCAUCCUCAUCCCCGUCUGCUGGUCUGCCAACACCAUCAUCAGGGAUUUCUACAACCCCAUCCUAACCAACGCCCAGAGGAGAGAAGAGAGGACGAUGGCUUCCAUGGGGAUGCAGAUGGUGGGUUGCGCCCUGGCCCUUUUCGGCUGGAUCGGGGUGCUCAUUGUCUGCGGCUCGCCCAUGUGGCGGGUCACUGCUUUCAUUGGCAACAACAUAGUGACAUCCCAGACUAUGUGGGAGGGCAUCUGGAUGAGCUGCGUGGUCCAGAGCACUGGCCAGAUGCAGUGCAAGGUGUACGACUCCAUGCUGGCCCUGGGCACUGACCUGCAGGCGGCCCGCGCUCUGGUUGUGGUUUCCAUCAUCACAGGCAUCGUGGGGCUCCUCAUUGCUUUCGCUGGUGGAAAGUGCACCAACUUCAUUCCAGAGCAGAGGGCCAAGGCCAAGGCGACAGUGGCAGCAGGUGUGUUGCUGAUCAUCAGUGGAUUCCUCUGCCUGAUCCCUGUUUCCUGGACAGCCAGCAUUAUCAUAAGGGACUUCUACAACCCUGUGCUGGUAGACGCUCAGAAAAGAGAGCUCGGGGCCUCUCUUUACAUCGGCUGGGGGGCUGGGGCACUGUUGGUCUUCGGAGGAGGGCUUCUGUGUGCCAACUGUCCCCCCAAAGAGGAUGAGACGCCCUCUGUGAAGUACCUCCUAAACAAAUCUGGAGGAAAUGGCAAAGAGGAUUCAUUCCGAUCUUUAACAAAGACGUACAUUUGAGAUUUCUAAAGGGACUGGGAGAAGUCUGGUUGACGACUGUCUGCUUUGAAGCUUGGAGGUGAAUUAGCUGCUGUGAAACAUCCAGAAAAAGGACAAACACACAGACCACUCACAAUGAAGGAAAUACUGCUUGCACUUUGCCCUGAGAGGAGAAUCACACUUUGGAUGAAUAAACAUGGAUGUUGCUUUUGAGCAUGUAUCUGGGGGUAGUUUAACUAGAAACUCUCUGUUUUAAACGGUGGGAAAGUGGUUGGUUUCAGCUGAAAAAACUCAUUUUGUAGUUGCACUGUAUUAAGUUUUUUUUUCACAAUAAAUGACCUCUCUAUCGUAAGCUUUUUUCUCUCAUGCUUCUUGUUUAUAGACAUUUAAAAAAUGCACCCGUGAUGAUUCAAACCUAACACUGAGAGAACCUGUUUGUCAGGUACUCACCAGAGAUCACUAUCCAGAGAACAAACUCAGGUGACUCAGAGACUUAAAAUCCUGCUGGCUGAUCUGUUCAGUAAAACAUGACCUGCUUUAAAAAGUUUCCUCUAUCACUGUCAUGUGCUGCAUAAAUACUCAGAGAGAAAACAGAUUUAAGUCAUGUUAUCUAAAGAAGGCACAAAUCUAACACAAAAGUUAAAAAAAUAUUGUUAACGUUAAUUUUUACCUUGAGAAUCUCAAAUAUUUAGGUGUGAUUGAUUUUGAAAGAUGGUUUUGAAUUGAAGUGUUGAUUGUGUAAGUUCACAGUCCCACCAACCUGAUGGGGGUGUCAUCAGACUGUGUAUCAGAGAGAAGGGAGGGUCAGCAUUACUAAUGCUGAAAUUGACAAAUCUCUCCACUAAGUGUUCCUGCUGUCUCUGCUGUUUACUGUCACAACUUUCUCCACAGUGGUUUUCUGUAUUCUGGGCAUAAUGGUUCAUAAAGGAUCUGUAAUGAAUAUGUCCAAAUGAAAGAU
This is a messenger RNA of Chelmon rostratus (copperband butterflyfish), 2196 nucleotides long. Its product is annotated as claudin-4-like. Gene Ontology annotation, biological process: bicellular tight junction assembly; cell adhesion. Gene Ontology annotation, cellular component: plasma membrane; bicellular tight junction. The coding region runs from base 114 to 1259 and encodes 381 amino acids. The record is from RefSeq and is a predicted model, not a curated record. Lineage: Eukaryota; Metazoa; Chordata; Actinopteri; Chaetodontiformes; Chaetodontidae. The transcript is spliced from 2 exons. Gene Ontology annotation, molecular function: structural molecule activity.